UUCCUGCAUUUUUCCCACCUCUGCAGGCUGUCCAGCAGCUCAGCCCAGUUUCCACCCACAGGCCAGAGCAAAGGGGGAGUCAGGCACAUUACUGCACAUUACUGCUCACUCCUCAUUACUGAUCACCUGGAGCAGCACGGCUGCACUGUGUGCCUUCACUCAACUUUUCUCCCCCCACACAGAGGAUCGUCUGCCACCCACUGAAACCAUGCUGGAGCUGUUGUUGGUGAUGCUGUGUGGACUGUCCAGCUGCGUACUAGCCAAAGAUUUAGAAGCUAAAGGAAGGUUCAGGUCUCCGGUUCUGGAUGUGAAUGACAAACAGCUUGUCCUGGAGAAGAACCAGACACUCCAGCUGAACUGCAGGGGUCGGUGGGACCUAAAGUGGGAUUUUCCCUCUGGAGUGCCCAAGGACUAUCCAGGUGCCCGUGUAGAGGAAUCCCGCUGUGGAAAGCAUGCAAGUCAGUACUGUAGCCGACUGAUUCUCAGCCCUGCAUUAGCCCAGCAUACAGGCUCCUUCCGCUGCCGUUAUGUCCACAAGCAGCGCAAGCAUACUUCCAUCUAUGUCUACAUCACAGAUAGCCAGCGGCCAUUUGUGAAGGUGCAGAAAGAGAUUCCAGACGUGGUCUACAUGCAGGAAGGAAAAAACUUAGUGUUUCCCUGCAGAGUCACUGACCCGGACACCAAAGUCUCAUUGAUCAAAUUUCCUAAGCACAAACUUGGCACUGAUCAGAGAAACGUCAUUUGGAACAGCAGACGGGGCUUUGUCAUCCGCAGCCCCACAUACUUCUACGUUGGUCUUUUCUACUGUGAAACUGUCAUCAAUGGGAUUACAUACAGCAAUAAGUUUUUGACCCACAGACCAGUGAAUAAGAUCCAGGAUGUGUAUUUGAACAACACUGGCUUGGUUCAAGCUCUCCAGGGAGAGUUGCUGGCCUUGAACUGCACCGUUACAGCUGAGUGGAACUCCAGGGUGUCCAUUAGCUGGACUUACCCUGGGCAGGCCAAUAGUACAGCUUCAAUUAGUAAGCGUAUUACCAAAAGCAAAAACAACAUGGUCUUCUAUAGCGUUCUUACUAUACAUAAACUGCGCAAGGCUGACAAAGGAGUGUACACAUGCAAUGUGGCAAGUGGUCCAGCAAAGCGACAAGCAAACUCUUCAGUUAUAGUUUAUGACCGCCCUUUCAUCAGGCUAAAGUACAGAGAUCGUCCAGUGGUACAGGCUUAUGCAGGACAGAAAUCCUUCCGCCUGUCUCCGAAAUUACGGGCUUUCCCUGAGCCUGAGGUUAUCUGGUUGAAGGAUGGGAUGGUGGCUGCUGAGCAAUGUUCACGAUACCACGUGGAUGGCUAUUCUCUAGUGAUUCGAGAUGUUGCAGAGGAAGAUUCAGGAGUCUACACCAUCCUCACUGGCAUCCAGCAGUUUGGACUUUACCAGAACCUCACACUCUCACUUGUGGUGAAUGUGAAGCCUUGGAUAGGGGAGAAAGCUGUGGCGGUACACGACCCAAGGACAGUCCCGCGGAGCAGCAUUCAAGCCCUCCGCUGCACAUCCCAAGGUGUCCCACCAUCUCGCAUCCAAUGGUUUUGGCAUCCCUGCCCUCCUAAAGGCCUAUGUGAGCCGGUUUCCUCCUCCUGGAUGGCGGUGAGCGAGCGGACAGUGGUCACGUCCACCCACAACCCUAUCCUGAGCAUCAGCCACAGACAGGAAGUACUGCAAGGGAAGAAUAAGACUGUAGGUAUUUUAACAGUUGGCAAGGCAUUAAUAUCUGGCAUCUAUCGCUGCAUUGCUUCCAACUCCAUGGGAAGAGAUGAACUGGACAUCCACUUCUAUGUUACAGAUAUCCCAGGAGGUUUCAGUGCUUCACUGGAGGAUGAACCAAGAGAGGGGGGUGAAGUUCACCUGUCCUGUGCAGCCAAUAAGCACCUGUACUCAAAUGUGUCGUGGUACAGAGUGACCAAUAGCUCCUUAGUGCUGAUGAAUGGUCUAUUUUUUGGCAGUGAGCUGACAGAGGGAGAGUUUUCUCUCACUUUACGCCUGCUGUUGAAGAAUCUCACGAUGCAGCACUCCGGGACGUACCGCUGCUUUGCCAAACACCUGCUUACAGGAGAACAUACUCAUCUGGAUACACUGAUGAAGGUCACAGCCCUGGAGGCUCCUGUGCUUCUGCAGAACCUCAGUGAUUGCAAUGUAAAUGUGCGCAGCUCUGUCACUCUCCACUGCCUGGCCCAUGGGGUGCCACGGCCCCUCGUCACAUGGUACAAGGACCAGAGGAGACUCAAGCAGAUGUCUGGUAUCAUGCUGGCGCCAGAAGAGGGUACACUUCACAUUGAACGUAUCACUGUUGAGGAUCAGGGGCUGUAUACCUGUGAGGCCACCAAUGAGAAAGGAUCUGUGGAGAGUUCUGCCUACAUUUCAGUUGAAAACUCUGAGUCUUUCUCUUUGGAGAUCCCCACACUGGCCUGUACCUGUGUUGUGGCCACACUCUUUUGGCUGCUCCUAACCCUUCUCAUCCGGAAACUCAAACAGCCAAGCUCAGCAAAUACUAAAACAGAGUACCUGCCAAUCAUCCUGCACCCAGGGGAGGGGCCUCUGGGUGAACAUUGUGACAGGCUACAGUAUGACCCUGAAAAGUGGGAGUUCCCACGGGAGCGCCUUCAGCUAGAGAAGUCAUUGGGACGAGGAGCAUUUGGCAAAGUCAUGCAGGCUUCAGCUUUUGGCAUUGGAAACUCAGCCAGCCGCAUAACUGUGGCUGUCAAAAUGCUGAAAGAGGGCGCCACACCUAGCGAGCACAAGGCCCUGAUGACUGAGCUGAAGAUUCUCAACCAUAUUGGACAUCAUCUGAAUGUGGUCAAUCUGCUCGGGGCCUGCACCAGACCAGGAGGGCCUCUCAUGGUCAUAGUGGAAUACUGCAAGUAUGGCAACCUCUCUGCAUACCUGAAGAGUAAGCGGGAUGUGUUUAUGUUAAACAGGUGUGGUGGUCUGUCUCAGAUGAAUGGAGGAGAGGAAAGUGGAAGGGAAGAAGAGAACAAGAGCCACGUGGAGAGUGUGUGCAGUACCCAGAUUGACCCGAGCUGUGCGGAGAAAGGAGAGGGCUGCAAGCAGGGCAGUGGUGCUAGCUCCACCACUAACACUCCACUGCUCCUAGAGGAUCUGAUCUCCUACAGCUUCCAGGUGGCGAGAGGCAUGGAGUUCCUUGCCUCACGCAAGUGUAUCCAUCGAGACCUUGCUGCCCGAAACAUCUUGUUGUCCGAAAACAAUGUUGUGAAAAUCUGUGAUUUUGGCCUGGCUCGGGACCUUUACAAAGACCUUGACUACGUACGCAAGGGGGACGCUCGUUUACCUCUGAAAUGGAUGUCACCAGAAUCGAUCUUCGACAAGGUUUUCACGCCUCAGAGUGAUGUCUGGUCAUUCGGAGUUCUGCUGUGGGAGAUCUUCUCACUUGGGGCAUCCCCAUAUCCAGGCCUUAACAUGGAUGAGGAGUUUUGCCACAGACUAAAACAAGGAACUCGCAUGCGUGCUCCAGAGUACAGCACCCCUGAAAUCUACAACAUCAUGUUAACAUGCUGGGAGAAAAAUCCUGCAGAUAGACCCACAUUCACUGCACUAGUCAGCACAUUGGGAGACCUGCUGCAAGCCCGUGUCCAGCAGGAUGGGAAGGAUUACAUUCCCUUGAAAACGUUUCUGUGUGGAGAGAGUGGCACACACCAGGGAAGCCAGAGCUACAUCAAUACCAGAAUUGAAACCAUCACCACUUUUGAAGAGGAUCUCAACAGAGAAGUCCCAGAUGAUUCCCUGUAUGACAGUGGCAUAGUUCUCCCCUCUGAAGAAUUUCUUUGGCCGAAAUGGAGCAACAAAUUCAAAACCAAGAUAACCAAGUUCUUUUCCAAGUGUCGCUGCCAGGAAAAGAUACAGCCCACUCCAGUGCUUCCCUGUAUGAGCAGUGCCCCCUGUGGCAGAGGGGAGAACGAUGCUAAUGUUAUUCCCUCUGAUUUGGAAUCUGAUGGUUGUGGCUCUCCUCCCCCUGACUAUGAUGCUGCGCUCCUCUACCCCUCUCUUUAACACAUUCACUCCUUCAGCCAGGCUGAGAUGAACUUACGCAUUUUUCCUCUAGUGCUGUGACUUGGCAUUACUGUCAGACAGUGUUUAUUGAUAGCUGCAGGCACUGGAAGUGGGUUAAAAAGAAAACAGAAAAAGAUCAGCACUGCUUCAGAAGUACAAAUUUGAGGAUACAAAGAUCCAGUUGAUGGCAGUAAUUUAAUGUGCUCCAUUUUUGUGCAAAUUAGAAAAAAGCAAGAUCUCACGUUUUUAACUUAAACUCUAUUGGCUGUGGCUAGAGAUCUCAAAUGAAGAGCACAUCUCGCCACAAAUCUUGGAAAGUUUCCAGUAUAUUAGCUUUUAAUAUUUCAGUAGUUAAAGCCUGUAUUUGAUUACUUACUACAUAUAUGUAAGCAAGAUUAUAAAACAGGGACUCAAAGUGUGAUGACAAUUGUUUAAAAUCUCAUUUUAAAGAAAGGCUGGGCUGAUAGAUGUUAGUGCAUAUUCUAGCAAAUAUAGGGGCCUUGUUACUGUCUUCUUUUUAAAAGAUUUUCUGUCUGGUCCUUUGAGACACCUGGCAAAUCCCUAUUUUUGAAUUUGGAUUUCUUUACACAUCUGAACUAGGUAACCAGCAAGCCACAUGCUUUACAAAUAAUACAACAAACCCCUUAAAUACCAAAAUAGUGGGCUUCUAGAAAAAAAAUAUUACUGGCUUAAGUAAGUCAGGAGAAUACUCUGCAUUUCUAUUACAAAUAAAUGUCACAUUGUUGGUUCUGAGUUAAGGCUGGAUUGGGAAGCCAUUGUGCUUCCUGACUGCCAAAGUCACCAGGGUUCCUAUCUCAGCCAGGCUGUCGCUGUCCAUACCUCAUGGUGCUGAAAGACUCCACAUGGCAAUCCAUUCUUCAUGUGUAAUGUCUUUCUCUUUCCACCUUACCUGCCCUUCCUGACCUCUCACAUCAUCAGUGCUAUAAACAAAUCAAGUAGAAAUGUAUUAGGCCAUUAAUCUAUCUAUCACCUCAGUCUACACAGCCUCACUUUAACAGUCCCUUAAAAAUUCCUUGUUAGUAUAAAAAAUUACACAAUUGUUAAUUCAAAGCCUUAAUUUUCCAGAUUUCCUUCACUACCUAUGACCAAAUAUUUCAAGUUAAUGAAUCUAAUUUUCAUUGCAUUUUUAGAUUUGAUCUACCCCAAUCCUUCUCACUGGGAACAUUGACAGAGACCUCAUGCGGCAGAGCCCUUUAUAUUUUGGAAGCACUAUAGACACUUUAAUAUACAGAAUGGCAUAUAAUUCAGCUUUCAUUUAAACUUAAGUCUUAUUUCUAAUCUCAUCGCCCAUCCUUUCCAUCACAUAUGUCAGUGUUUCCUCCAAAGUAUCCUUUAAAGGAAAUGUCUCUGAAACUCUACAGAGGGACUGGGCCAUCGUCACUUUAUUAUACUUUUUUCACUGAGCAGCUAAAUCUUUCUAUUUAUCUACUGUAGUGCACUAACUACAACCUUAGGCUUCUGUAGGUAAGGUGCAUGACAUUCAACUGUAGAGCAUCACAAAUGUCACAGAUCUGUGUUGCCUAAGCAUAUGCUGGAAGUCUACAACAGACUAUAUUUAUUUACACCAACUACCGCAGCAAUACUGCAGCAAUAAGUAUGCUGAAUUUAAUCUAUGAAGCUACUGAAGAGGAAGCCACGUCAGUGGUUUUGACACAGUUAACAAUGUAAGUCUAUUAUGUAUCACUAGAUAUUUAUGACAUUUAAGAUAUAAGCUUCUGGAACACAUUUAUUGAAGUGUUACAAAGUAUAUAGCAGUAGCAGAAUAAAAAUGAAGUAUAAUGUAAAAAGCAGAAUGCUGUUAUGCACCAUGGUCAGUGUUGUGUCUUGGUAACGUAGGGAUUUCCAAACUGGUUUCUGUGCAUGAAUGAUAAUGAAGGUGAUGUAAUAUGACUUGUGUUUGCAAAACUGAAACCUACAUCCCAAACCUAGACACUGAACUGCAAGAAAUACACUGAAUGGCACUGUAAAGUUUUGUAUUCUUUAUUAAAAUACUGUUGUACACACAAAUAUUGCAAAAUGUGAGACAAUGAACACAAGAAGGGCAUAAAAAGUACUAAGAUUGUGA
This is a messenger RNA of Colossoma macropomum (tambaqui), 6143 nucleotides long. RefSeq names its product fms related receptor tyrosine kinase 1 (gene flt1). Gene Ontology annotation, molecular function: ATP binding; vascular endothelial growth factor receptor activity. The transcript has 30 exons. Gene Ontology annotation, cellular component: signaling receptor complex; plasma membrane. The record is from RefSeq and is a predicted model, not a curated record. Gene Ontology annotation, biological process: multicellular organism development; vascular endothelial growth factor receptor signaling pathway; positive regulation of kinase activity. NCBI's taxonomy places the organism in Eukaryota, Metazoa, Chordata, Actinopteri, Characiformes, Serrasalmidae. The coding region runs from base 209 to 4057 and encodes 1282 amino acids.